Nannochloropsis gaditana CCMP526 is the source of this 2522-nucleotide messenger RNA. It is a transcript of the gene NSF, whose product is annotated as vesicle-fusing ATPase. Bases 65 to 2260 code for a protein of 731 amino acids. Gene Ontology annotation, biological process: SNARE complex disassembly; intra-Golgi vesicle-mediated transport; Golgi to plasma membrane protein transport. The record is from RefSeq and is a predicted model, not a curated record. The transcript is spliced from 2 exons. Gene Ontology annotation, molecular function: ATP binding; ATP hydrolysis activity. Gene Ontology annotation, cellular component: Golgi stack.
ACAGAAACACGAUGGAUCUCGCUGUGGGCCAACAGCCUAGCAACAGUUUGGCGUACACGAAUCGAUGCAAGGAAGCCCAUCCUCAUUCUACUUCUCUGCUCCUCUCCCAUGUAGGGUAUAUGUAAGCCACCCCGAUUGGGAGUUCCUUCUUUCUCGCGUAGGCAACCCUGAGGCCAGCAAGAUUGAGGACGACGCGCUGCUCAUAACAGUAAAUGGACUGGUUUUUGCGGUCAGUCCAAAUAAGGGCAUCGAGACUGGGAACAUAGGCCUGAACUCGUUGCAACGACGUUUCGGUGUUUUUACGCUGACCCAGCGCGUCAAAGUGGACAUUUUCGAGAGUAAUGCUGGUCUAGCACUUACCUCUGUAAUAGUCCGUGUGGACCUCUUGGCAAAAGGUAAAGUCAAGUCGCCCUUGCUGCUAGCCACGGAGGAAAUGGCCGGGGCCUUCAAGGCCGCCUUUCUUUCGCAGGUCUUACAGACGCAGCAGCCCGUGGCAUGGGAUUUUCGUGGCACGAAGCUGGAAUUGAUCAUAGAGAGCUUUCAAAAUCUGAUACCGGGUGGAAACUGCCCCAACGCUGGGCAGCUCUUGCAGCCCACGGAUGUCGUCUUCACGAAGGAGAAAGGCGCCAUGGUGGCCCUGUCCGGCGCCAAUUCGGGCGCCCCCCGCGACAACAUCAUCAACCCAGAUUUUGAUUUUGGGAAGCUAGGUAUCGGAGGUCUUGGGAACGAGUUCAAUCAAAUUUUUCGUCGGGCCUUCGCGUCGCGCGUCUUUCCCGGGCACAUCGUCAAGCAACUCGGGAUCAACCACGUGCGGGGCAUGUUGCUUUGGGGCCCACCAGGCUGCGGCAAGACCCUCAUCGCGCGUACCAUCGGAAAGAUUCUGAAUGCGCGCGAGCCCAAGAUCGUGAAUGGGCCCGAGGUCCUUGACAAAUACGUGGGCGGGUCGGAGGAGCGGAUCCGGGAGCUUUUCAAGGACGCGGAGAAGGAGCAGCAGGAAAUGGGGGACGGUAGUGGCUUGCACGUGAUUAUUUUCGAUGAGAUUGACGCCAUUUGCAAGUCUCGUGGCUCCAGCCGCGACAGCACUGGCGUUUCGGACUCGAUUGUGAACCAGUUGCUCUCUAAGAUCGACGGCGUGAAUUCUCUGAACAACAUCCUGGUCAUAGGGAUGACGAACAGAAAGGACAUGAUCGACGAGGCAGUUUUGCGUCCCGGUCGGCUGGAGGUGCACGUGGAGAUCGGGCUUCCUGACGAGGAGGGCCGCCUGCAGAUCAUAUCUAUCCACACAAAAAGCAUGCGGGAGCAUAAACGCAUCGCGCCCGAGGCCGUGGGAAAACUUGCGGAGCUCGCACGCGCCACCAAGAACUACUCCGGCGCCGAAAUUGAAGGCUUAGUCAAGUCGGCGGCCUCAUUCGCCUUCCAGCGCAACGUGAACGUGAAGGACCUGUCUCAGCUUAAGGAGGAGGAGCUGAUAGUGGAGUGGGCGGACUUUCAGCGGGCCCUCUUGGAGGUCCCUCCCCGUUUAGGGGCCAACUCGGAGGAGCUUGAGGUUUUGUUUCGGAAUGGCAUCGUCCCGUACGGCUCCUCUUUCGACGCGAUCAUGAUGACCCUGCGCCGCUUCGUCCAGCAAGUCCGGGUCUCGGACCGGACGCCCCUCCUGUCUGUCUUGCUUGAGGGCGCUCCCAGCACGGGGAAGACGGCGAUUGCCGCCUCUUUGGGCGUGCAGAGCGAGUUUCCCUUCGUGAGGGUCGUAUCGGCGGAUGCCAUGGUCGGCUUCUCGGAGACCGCCAAGUGCUCGGCCAUCCUGAAGGCUUUCCAGGACAGCUCCCGCUCGCCCCUCUCCGUGAUCGUCCUCGACGAUCUGGAGCGGCUCAUCGACUACUCCCCCAUCGGCCCACGGUUCUCUAACACGGUGGUGCAGACCUUGCUGGUGCUUCUGAAGAAGCCGCCCACCUCCCCGGACAAGCGCUUGCUCGUGAUCGGCACGACCUCGGUGGCGGCCCAUCUCGAGGACCUGCAGCUCGUCCAGGGCUUCAACGUGAUGCUGACCGUGCCCCAGCUGACGGGCCCGGAGGAGAUCAAGACGGUCCUACGGGAGGUGGUCACCUCCCUGUCGCAGAAGGAGAUGGAUGAUAUCACGUCAGCGAUCAGCCAGCCAAUAGGGAUCAAGCAGCUCUUGAUGGUGACGGAGAUGGCGAGGCAAGGAGAGGAGACCGUCUCGACCGAUAGAUUCUUGGAGUGCCUGCACAUUUGUGGGUUCUGAGAUGGGAAGGAGAAGAGGAAUUAUCCAAGUGUGGAGAGGACGGGUAUUGAGUUGCAGGCGCGCCGAGCGAUGAUGGUGGAGAUGAUGGGAGUGGAGGGCUAUGUAAAAAAAAAGUCAAAAAGCACCUUAAGAGCGCGACGGGAGAGACCGACGCUUUAUCCUCCAAGUUUAGGAUCGCGAAAUUGGCUUUGUGAAAUUUGGCCUUUUUGCAUUUUUUGUACGGAAUUGAUUUCAAAGCAAAAGAAGUUAGAUUUGAUAAAGA